AUGUCUCGGUUCAGCAGAGUUUCAGUUCAGUUAGAGGACGCUAGUCCAGAAGUAUGCGUGGCGGCCUUCAAGAACGGGCUCAGGUGUGGCUCAUUGAACAAAGACUUAACCAGAAGAUCCGCUAAGGAUAUGAUGGACUUACGUGCUAGAGUACAAGAAUUCAUCUUGGUAGAGCAGGACGAGCAAACCAAAAAAGAUAGGGACAACUGGCGUACCCAACCUGAAGUCACAACAGAAAGGGGGCGUGGUUCAAAAGAUCAGCACCCAGCUCAAACACCGCGCCCGCAAAGGCCGGCGCCCUACCCUUCAGGCAGGCAGGGGCCACAAAGUAACACUUGGCAUCGAAAUGCUCAACCUACUCUAGAAAAUCAAGGAGGAAACGCAUCCGCCCAAGGGCAACAAACCAAACUGAAUGCUCCUCUUAGUACGAUCUUGCGAGCAAUGGGGCAAACAAAUGUAGUCCAGUACCCAAGGCCACCUAGGCGACCUCCCGCAAAUGUGGAUACAACGAAGUGGUGUGAUUUUCAUAAAGCUAUGGGACACACUACGGAUAAUUGCUGGACUUUGGGCAAGGAGAUUGAGAGAUUGAUCAAAGCAGGGCACUUGGCAAACUUUGUCUCAGGAGAAAACACACAGUCAGAGGAAGUCAAAGCCGCCGGGGGCGGAUCAUCAAAAGGAAAUGAGGUAGUAGAGGAUUUGGGAGCACCCGCGGGGUCGUGCUCGUCAAUCGCUGGCGGCUUUGGCUGUGGGCGUCUAUCUUGUAGAGGGCGAAAAAGAUAUGUGGAGGCAGGAAAUUCCGUGCACAAAGCUUAUGAAGGGGAGUGUUGGUUGAACCACACUCCUAUCACUUUCUCGCCUAGGGAUUUUGAUCAUGUGAUUCCGCAUGACAAUGAUCCAAUAGUGGUGACUUUGCGAGUGAACAACUAUGUUACUAAGAAAGUCUUUCUGGACCAAGGCAGUUCGGCGGACAUUAUUUAUGGAGAUGCAUUUGAAAGAUUGGGCUUAAAGGAGUCGGACUUGAAACCAUAUACAGGGUGUUUGGUUGGAUUCACCGGCGAUCGGGCCAAGGUCAGAGGAUAUGUGGAACUGGCAACAGCUUUUGGUGAAGGGGAAUUUGUGAAGAAGUUUCAAGUAAAGUAUUUAGUUAUUCCGUGCAAAGCGACGUACAAUGUACUUCUUGGGCGUGAUACUUUGAACAAAGUAUGUGCGAUAGUCUCGACCGCCCAUUUAACAGUAAAGUAUCCAGCUUGUAAUGGCAAAAUUGGAAUUAUAAGGGUGGAUCAAGAGGCUGCAAGAGCAUGUUAUGCUAAAAGUCAGGCGCUCUAA
This is a messenger RNA of Lotus japonicus, 1326 nucleotides long. RefSeq lists its product as uncharacterized. The transcript has a single exon. The coding region runs from base 1 to 1326 and encodes 441 amino acids. The record is from RefSeq and is a predicted model, not a curated record. Lineage: Eukaryota; Viridiplantae; Streptophyta; Magnoliopsida; Fabales; Fabaceae.